AUGCAAAUAACUACGAAUUAUGAUAGUGAGCCAUUCUCACUGAUAAAUACUAAGAGACAAAUAUUUAGUGGGGAUUAGGAUAUUAAGAUGUAGCAAUAUUUUCAAAGAAGCCGGUCGAUAGAGGAGAUUGAUUAGAUGAUUGACGAUUACGGAAAUAGUGCUAAGUACUGUUUACAUAAAAGCAAUAGGCCUUCGUCUUCUCAUUUGCGUAAGACGAAAAGCAAUUAUAAGCCUCCAACCAUAAGUAUUCAAAAUAUCAUAACAAAUAAAAGGGAAACUUUUAUUUUUGAGAAUCUGAAUUUGGAUUAAAAGGAGCCAGGUCCCGUUUGGAAGCAUGGGAGCUUGAAGAUCAUCAGAUUGGUUGCUAGAUUUAUAUAUUAACUGAAAACCAAAGCUGAAACAUUGAAGUUAAAAUUGAUGAAUCAUCACAUAUUUAAAUACAUAGAUGAUAAGGCAAGUGAUUUUAAUGAAUUCAAAUCUGGGAAGACCAUAGACGAUCAUUCCUUUAAGAAUAUAAUGUGCAGGAAUCUGAAGAAGAUGGAAGGAGCAUUUACAAUCCUUAGAGUUAUUUUGGAAUACUUAUUUAAUAAAAUAGGAGUUAUUUAUCCGGAGAGUACAUUCAAAAUUAUAUGGGAUUCGAUCGUCGUAUGUUUUAUAGUAAUCAACAUAUUCUUCAUCCCAAUGUCGUUGAGUUUUGAGUUGGAUAAGUCAAGUACUUUGGUUUGGCUGUUCUUCGAAACGAUUCCAAGUUACAUUUUCAUAGUUGAAAUAAUUCUCAACUUUAAUACUGCAUACUAUGGUCAUGGAGUAAUUCAUUCAACUAGAAAGGAGAUAUUUCAUCAUUACGUUUCUGAAAAUUUUUGGUGGGAUUUGAUGAUAUCCAUCCCCUAUGUACUCUCCUAAUUGGACAUCCCCUAUAUUCAAUUUGUAUUGCUAUUAAGAAUAACAAGAGUUAAGUCGAUGGUUUAAAAUGUGGAAGAUAUGUUGAAUGCCAAGGAAUCCGUUUAGGCAGCAGUGGAAUUAUCUAAACUCAUUUAUUUUAUUAUCUUCGUUGCACAUAUGUGUAGUUGUGCUUGGCAUCUAUUGGGUAAAAUCGAGGUUGAUGUUUACGGAGAUAAUAAUUCUUGCCUUGGGCACACUCGAUAUAUAGUCAGUAUCUAUUGGAGUGUGAUAACAACAUUGACAGUUGGUUAUGGUGAUAUUGUUCCUUAGACUUCCAUUGAAUAAUUGUUCGUAGUUAUUAUUGCUAUGAUUAUUUGUGGCGUAUUUGGUUAUUCCAUAUCAACAAUCGGAGAGAUCCUUAAGAAUUUGGAAGAGAAGAAAGGCCAAUUCAAGUAAUUGAUGAAAGAGGUCAAUUCUUACAUCAAGGAGAAGGAACUCAAUUUACAACUCUCCUUAAAAGUCAGAAAGUACUUUGAAUUCUACUAUCAAACCUAACAGUCGCAGAAACGCUCCUAUCAAACUCUACUCAAUAAUCUGAAUGAACAAUUGAAAUAGGAGAUUAUGAUUGAUCUUUACAAGAAGAUUCUCAUUCAAUCCAAAUUCAUAAAUGAUACCUUCAAUGAAACUCUGAUCAAUUAACUCUGUCAGAAGGUCUAGUAAGAAAACUUUGGACCUGGAGAUGACAUCAUUGAUCUUAAGAAUAAAAGCGAGAAAAAACUCAUCUUUAUCUUAAAUGGACAGAUACAACAUCUUGCUUCUCAAGGCAGAUUAUCUCAUACGUAUAAGAAAGGAGAUAUUAUUGGGGAAUUUGAAUUCAUCACUAAUAAUGAUUAUUCUCUUCAAUAUAGGGCUGUCAAAUUUACACAGGUUGCCUUCAUCAGCAGAUAAGAUUUAUUAGAGAUCAUCACUCAGGAUAAGGAACAUCUAUACAAAUUCCAAAAGCUCAUUGAUUCUCUCACAUACUCUCAGAAACUAGGAAGAACUUGCGAAAUCUGCAAGUGGACUCACUUAUAUUAGAAUUGUCCAUUUACAUUCUAUUAGCCAAAUAUUUGGAAAGUAGUUCGAUAAGCUUCUGCCUCUGUGAACAUCAAACGCUUCCCUUUCGAACGUAAGUCUCGUCAAAGAUACAAAGCGAUUUCAAACUCUUAGGUUACCAUCGCUACAAUCCUGGAUUUCAUGUUGAUCCAUAAUUUUAUACAAGAAGAGUAAACUUAUUGCCUUAAGUUAAGUCUCCUCUGUAGUAAGACCUUAUAAAGAUUGGGUUUCAAUAACAACCACAGAAUUAGUUAGAAAGAGAUUCACGAAAUUAGUUCAGGCUCCUCCAAUACUUCAAGUAGCAGUGAAUCACAAUCUGACGAUGUUAAUAACAAUACGUCCGUGAAAAAUAAGAGAACCUCCCAAGAGUCGCAAAAUGACAAACCCGAUAAAUUUGAGCGUCUUAGAACCACUGUAAAUAUGAAGGAUAGUGCUCACAAUAAUCUACUCAAACCAAUUUUAUAGAAAAUGAAUUCCAUCGGUUAAUAACAACAUGAAGAUUAGGCCAAUUAAAAUUCAGCUCCUAACAUCAAAUUGUUUCCUUUCUUUUACAAAAAAAAGUCUUCCAUUUCCAACAUCAAAGUAAUGUCUAAGGUGGAAAUACCUGUUGGAGCCAAUGAAGUUGAAACCAAUAAGGAUACCUUAAGAUUAUAUUAAAUUAAAAAGGGACCUCAAAAUUGCGAUGAGAUGGAUCUUAUGAUGCAAGAAGAUAAUGACUUUUAUCCGGAAUUCAAUGUAUUUAAAGUUAUUGAGAUCUAUAACAAAUAGAGAAUAAGAAAUUUGAGUUUUAGAAAAAAACGAUAAUUUCAUGAAAAAUUAAAAUCAAUUAGGUUAUAAAAACAAUUUAAUCUAAAAAUACUAUCGCCUCGUUCAUCCUAACAAAUUAUUUGA
Paramecium tetraurelia is the source of this 2868-nucleotide messenger RNA. RefSeq lists its product as uncharacterized. Gene Ontology annotation, molecular function: voltage-gated potassium channel activity. Gene Ontology annotation, cellular component: membrane. The record is from RefSeq and is a predicted model, not a curated record. The transcript has 5 exons. NCBI's taxonomy places the organism in Eukaryota, Ciliophora, Oligohymenophorea, Peniculida, Parameciidae. Gene Ontology annotation, biological process: potassium ion transmembrane transport; regulation of membrane potential.